This is a messenger RNA of Didymodactylos carnosus, 5104 nucleotides long. NCBI's taxonomy places the organism in Eukaryota, Metazoa, Rotifera, Eurotatoria, Philodinida, Philodinidae. The record is from the annotation of a GenBank genome assembly.
GCUGUCAUUGAAGUGGAUGACCAAAACUGUAUUGGACAAUGAAAGUCAUCCACUUUUGUGAGGUAUUUACUGACUCACAAAAGUGGAUGAUUUUGAGUUAUAUAAGUGGAUUAACGAAUUUGCAGUGAGCUCAGAGCUUCUCUCAUUGCGAUCAGCCAUGUGCGUUCUCGGUGGAUGACUGACAGGCUAGGCCAAUCACAAGCAAGUCGUAAGAGGGCGCAUUAACACAGCAAGUUUUGUCUCGGUGCGAAAGCUGGUUGUCAUAUGACUACUAAACUUUCUCCUCUGGUUCUGAAAUAAACCUCAUUGUGUUUGGCAUGGGUUUUUACCUAUACUGUAUGAUUUUGACGCAGUUUCAAUGAAAAAUGAGGAGCUUGUUAGAAAAUCACUUGCCCACGGGUACAACUUUGGGAAAGAAGGUGAGGUAGUUUGACAUAAAAGGAAAAAUUAAAAAGACUGGAGCUAUACUAUUGUGCUCCACGGCAUGGCGGUUCGAAUGGCGCAAGAAUCAGGUCUCUAGCUCGUAAGGCAAAAAACUAGAUAGCGUUUUGCUACGAGUCACUUCUUUGAAGCUUGCUCAGAAACGGACUUUUUUUGCACAAACGAUGACGCAAGAGAAAAACUUCGAAAGCUCAUGCGUAGAUGUAGUUUGAUCUGCUGAAUCCGAAAAAGAACAUUUCAGAGCUCCGAAAUGAAAUGGAAAAGAACUAGACUAGUUUCCACUGAAAGGCCUGUUUUUCGCAGUUUUUCGGUACCUCUCAGUAUUCUGUGAUUUUGACCGAAAAGGUAAGCUUUUUUUGAGAAACCAAAGUCGCCACUGGAUUCAGCGGACUCUCUUCUGUCGGAAUACAUGUAAAGAAAAGAAAUCUGGGCACUUGCUCGAAGUUUGCAUUGGCCGCACCUUAUUAAAGAUUCAAUAAACUUUGGUAAAUAUUUUUUCAAAACUGGAGUACGAUUUAAUAAUUCUGACAUAAUUGAUUGUUUGCUUAUUUCAACUGAAUUAUUGUUGACGAUCAUGUCGUUACAGCCAUUGACUAUUUUAGCUUCGUUACACCAUUGAUUCAGUGUGAGAUUUUUUGCUUGUAAAUCGACUGUUGGUUUAACAAUACUAUGGAUAACAGUUGUACAUAUACUUAAAAGAGAUGAUUUUUCAUUGCCUAUAUUAUAGAUUCUGGAAAUGGUCUGGUUGUUAUCAAAUGAUGACUCUAUAUCCCCAUCUGGUACUUCAUUUUCGAUUUUCCCUUAUUUUUUGUACCAUCGAUUUAUGGUUUUGUAACUUCCACUCGAUUGUGUUUGACUUAAUAUUGUUGAUGGCAGUUUUGAACCAGUUAAUGUAUGUAUCAUCGGUGAUGAUACAUUACAGCCUAUUUCGGUGAUGAUACAUUACAGCCUAUCAUCGGUAAAUGAGAAUGACAUAAUACAAAACCCAUUUACUCCAGAAUAAAUUAAUUCAUAAAUUUUACAUGUUCUGUAAUUGAUACGUUGUGCAGUAUUACCGUCGAUUGUAUUUAAAUCAUCAUUGUUGUUUAAUAAUUGUCGAAGAAAUGAAGAAACAGAAUUUGGAAUAUAUUUUAAAAAUAUGGCAACAGCUAAUGUGCCUAACGCUCGUGGUGUUGUAUUGAAUAAUGGUGUGCAUAGAAUAUCAUCAUUUUCACAUUUUAUUUUGAUGUUCUCGCUAAAAGACGAAAUAACUUCAAUUCUUGCUCAGUGUAUAAUGAAUUGGUUUUUAAUUAGCGGCAACACUCCUCACAUAUUAAAUCAAUUGCACCGUUUAAUUUAUUUGUUUCAUCUUGUUGUGUUUUAUCAUUAUGAUUUCUGACCUUCAUUUCACAGUCAUUAUCAUUGUACAAUCUUCUUUGUUUUGGUGGUUAUGGCAAUGAUAAUUCAUUUAUUAUAUCUUGUAUUUGAUUUAUACACAGGUGACAUAAAAACGAACAAUUAAUUUUUUGUUCAGUCAUGUAACAUUUUUCACAAUUCAAGCAUGGUAUCUUAUAUACUAAUUUCUUUUUCUUUUCUGAUUCAUCUAGUCCUUUUUGGAUGGGUAGAAAUACACUUUUGAUUGUAAAAGUUUUUCUGAAGCAUACAUUAAUUUCUAUAAGCGGUAGAAGUUUUUCACAUAUUCGUUUAAUUCUAUGAGCUAAUAUGGUUGAUUCUCGACCAUAAUAGGAGAGAACAAAGUAAGCUUUUUUCUUUUUUGACGAUUGUUGUGUUUGCUGUUGUUUAGAUAUCAUUCUUUUAGUGAUUAUUUCUCCUUCACGCAUGCCCCUUUUAAUUAAGUGUUGUGGAUAACCAUUCAUUGUUAAGGUUUCUUUCAUUAAUUUAAGUUCAUUAUUCUUUAAUUCAUCUGUUGAACAAAUUAGAAGUAUGCGAAUGACUAACGUUCGAAUUAAACCUAAUUUAUAUUCUCUGCAUUGAUUACUUUCAUAUAGUACGUACAGAUUGGUAUUGGUAGGUUUUCUGUACAACGUGGUAUGAUAUUUAUUAUUUAUAUAUAAUGCUAAGCAUACUAAUAAAGAAAAACAUACAUUUGAUUUUACACGAUGUGAGACUCUAGCUCUUGAAACAAAUUGGCGAAAAAGAAUUAUCAAAGAAAGUCUAUUUACACACCAAAUGAAAGGAAAAGCCUUAAAUGACGUAAAGUUUAAAUUAAACAUCUUUGCAUAAAACUAUUACAAACUUAUCAAUUAGGAGUCAGAUUAUUAGCUCUUGUCUAUCUAUUUCUUUUUCUUCUUCUUUUGAUGUACUAUCAAUUAGUGAUCACAUUAAUAGCUUUUUCUUGUUCCUUCUCUAUCUAUACUCUAUUAAUUAGCACUCUUACUAUAUAUAGAGAGAUUGUAUUUCACUUUUCUGUUUUUCCUGAUGAUGAUAAGUGUCUCUUAUCGAAAGCUUGAAUAAACCAUAAAUUGAUUUUUGUUAAAAAUCUAUUAUGUUUUUUGUAGCAGUGUUAUACUCAAUAAUUUCUAAAUUUAUUUCUACUGCUCCACCUUCAAAUUAUUUAUCAACUAACUUCUUUCUUAAAUAAUGUCACAUGUGAAGGCGUUGAUGUUGCAACGGUGAUGGAAGGAUCAACAAGUAUUUGCUUUGUUUAUAGUGGUUAGGGUCCUCAAUCAGGUCAUCCACAUUAGACGUUCAGCGUAAGCGGAUAAAGAAUUGAUAGAACGACAAAAUAUCGACAUAUGAAAGAUGAGUGGACGCGGAAAAGAACACACUCAAAAUAACGUUUUGUAUGAAAUCGUGAUAUUUGAGCCGUCGAAACUGGAAGCGGAGUAUGAUUGAAACUUUUGUCGAUAGAGGAUGAAGUGGAUAUGCACUUAUCCUUUUUUCAUUUUUUUCUCACUUCGAGCACAACACGAAGUUCAGAGUAGACAGAAGAAAUUUGAGCCGGUAGAAAUGUAGAGUGAACAUUUUUCUACUUACAAAAUUCGGUGUCUGCGAGAUCUGUGCGAUGUAUAGUUUACAUUGUACACUACAUUUAUUAGGCGCCCUACCCGAUUCGGAUCGAUGCUUUAAUAGGAGUGCACGCCAAAGAUUGAUCAUUUAUUUUAAAUCCAACAAAACUUAACUAACAGAGGAAACAAAUAUUAUUCAUUUUUGACAUUCUUUAUUGAUAUUCCCUAUGGUGGGCAAUGGGUAGACAAUUGUACAAAUCAGAGCGAAUAUUUCAACGAUGGAUCAAUAAAAUUGAUCGUGAAUUGAACAGAAGUGAACAGUUGAAUGGUCACUAGUGGAUGAAUUAAUCUACGUACAAGAUGAUGUACACUCACGUAUUAACGAUACAAAUAUUGCUCAACCAACCCUGUUUGCUUUACAAGUUGCUUUAACUGCACUUUGGAUAUCAUGGGGUGUUUAUCUUCAGGUGAUUGUGGGACAUUCAGCUGGAGAAAUAGCAGCUGUUUAUGUUAAAGGUAGAGUAACGUUGACGGAAGCCUGUCAAAUUAUUUAUCAUCGCUCACUACUUCCACAUUGUAAUACAAGACAAAAUGGCCGGAUGUUGGCUGUGGCAAUGAGUAUCAAAGAAGCUCAAGACUUAAUUGAAGGUAUUAAUGAUUAUAUUUGUAUUGCUGCUCAUAAUAGUCCUCGAUCGAUAACAUUAAGUGGUGAUGAAAAGAUUUUAGAAAAUUUAUAUGAAAUACUUAAUGUUUUACAUCCGAAAAUAUUUAAAUCGUGGUUGAAAAUAGAAAAUGCGUUUCACAGUCAUCAAAUGGAACUGUUUAAUAUUCAACAGGAUUUAAUGAAAUCCCUAAAACAUAUCAAAAGCGAUAAUGUAACAGAUGAGAAUAAUAAAUUUGAUUUAAAAUGUUCACAAGCUAUACUGUAUCCAACUGUUAGUGGAACUCUAUGUGACGAAACGGUCAAAUUUAAUAGUGAUUAUUGGUGGGCAAAUGUCCAUUCCAUGGUUCAAUUUGAUAAAGCCAUAGAAACAAUUCUCAGUGAUUCACCGGUUAAUCAGAUUUAUUUAGAAAUAUCACCACAUCCUGUUUUGUGUACAUCAAUUCGAGAAUAUAUAGAUCAAUUCAAACAUAAGUCAGUUAUAGUUUUGCAUUCACUUAAACGUAAAGAAAAUGAACAACAAGAUUCUUUGCCACUGUACACAUUCAAUAACACUGUUUAUUGGUAUGAAUCACCUGAAUCUUGUGUUGACCGUCGAAGUCAACGGAAACAACAUCAUCCACUCUUAGGUGCACGUUUAUGGACUCGUCAAAAAAAUCCAACAUGGGCAAUUAUAAUUGAUAUUAAUUUACCAAACUUUGCAUAUCUACUUGAUCAUCGAAUACAAGGAAAUAUAUUUUUUCCAGCAUCUGGUUUUAUAGAAGUAGCUCUAGCAGCUGUCGGUCAAUUGCUAUUAUUAUCUUCAACAGCAACAUCAGUCGCAUUUGAAAAUGUACAAUUUUUGCAACCAUGUGUAUUGAAUAAAGAUGAACCAAUAGAAAUUCAUACACAAAUUCAAAUGCCAUUUCGACAAUUUUUUAUUUAUAGUCGUCGUUAUCCUUCAACUAAAGAUGUAUCAAGAAAAAGUGGUAUAUCAGCAACAGAUAUAUUAAAAGAUUAUACCGAUGAAGAGGAACUACAUUCAUAUUCAUUAAAAGAAUGGACAUUGCAUUGA